UUGUAAUGCUACUAUGUCGCAUCCUAAUUCUGGUUUGCCAACUUUCCGUGGUUACGAUUACUGCGUAUACCUCCGAAUCUCGCUUUUACACGAGUGUAACCUAACAUUUUUUCUUGAUAUUUCUCUAAGUAGUCUUUCCAUAUAUAAAAAACAAUAUCUAAUAAAGCAAUGGCUUCUACUAUUGUUCUAAUAACCGGUGCCAAUCGAGGUAUUGGUAAGGGCCUUGCCGAGCGCUACCUCGCCCUGCCUAAUUAUACAGUCAUUGCUGCUAACCGCAACCCGGAGCAUCCCACGUCUAAGGAGCUUGCCAGCCUACCUAAAGCCCCGGGAAGCAGCCUCAUUAUCGUGAAGGUCGAAGCUACGAGCAACACAGACGCCGUGGAUGCUGUAAAGGAACUCCAGAAGCAGGGAAUUGAUCAUUUAGAUAUCGUAAUUGCUAACGCCGCCAUCUGUCUCGGUUUUACUAAAGUUGUCGAUGCAAAGAUUGAGGAUAUGUAUCGGACUAUGGAUGUUAAUGUCUUCGGCGUGCUACGACUAUUUCAAGCUACCCUACCGCUUCUUCGCAAGGCCACUGCUCCUAAAUUCGUGACUAUCGGUUCGGGUGCUGGGUCUAUAGAGGAAAUGUAUUCAUAUCCCAACGCUGUUUAUGGCCCUUCAAAGGCCGCUGUUCAUUGGAUCACAAAGAGCAUUAAUGAGGAAGAGGACCACAUCAUCGCAUUUGUGAUAGAUCCAGGAUGGACCCAGACCGAUAUGGGAAACACAUCAGCGAGAUCAGUUGGCCUAGACGAAGCUCUUGUCACUAUAAAGGACUCUUGUGACGGCACCUUCAAGGUGAUUAAUGAGGCUACCAGAGAAUCAGGCGGCAAGUUGUGGACUUAUGAGGGAAAGCGAAAAGCUUGGUAAACCUAUGACAACACUGAGAACAUGGCAUUCUGGGAGAGUCUCUUAGAACGGCGUGAGAGCUUAGAACCAGACUUCUCGCGUUUGGAUAAUACAAUUGGAAAUUAAACACAUUAUCUAGCACCUUGCAGUUAUCGUUUGC
Molecule: messenger RNA, 1042 nt
Organism: Daldinia vernicosa
Lineage: Eukaryota; Fungi; Ascomycota; Sordariomycetes; Xylariales; Hypoxylaceae
Product: NAD(P)-binding protein
Exons: 4
Coding region: 169-903 (244 amino acids)
Source: RefSeq, a predicted model, not a curated record